This is a messenger RNA of Macrobrachium nipponense, 1642 nucleotides long. Its product is annotated as tubulin alpha-8 chain-like. NCBI's taxonomy places the organism in Eukaryota, Metazoa, Arthropoda, Malacostraca, Decapoda, Palaemonidae. The transcript has 3 exons. Gene Ontology annotation, molecular function: structural constituent of cytoskeleton; GTP binding. The record is from RefSeq and is a predicted model, not a curated record. Gene Ontology annotation, cellular component: microtubule; cytoplasm. Gene Ontology annotation, biological process: mitotic cell cycle; microtubule cytoskeleton organization. Bases 129 to 1481 code for a protein of 450 amino acids.
AUCUCCCAGAUGCUCUAAUCCAGAACACGUUAGACGCUUCUGGUAUUUCGGGUGAUCUAAGAGACGCUGCCAGUCAUUUAAGGGAUCCCUUCGACUUGCUUGUCAAUCAUUUAUCACAUCACAUCAGAAUGAGAGAAGUAAUUUCCAUUCACGUAGGCCAGGCUGGUUGCCAGAUGGGCAACGCAUGCUGGGAGCUGUACUGUCUCGAGCAUGGGAUUGAAGCAAAUGGUGUCAUGCUGAAAGACGAACAAAAGUUUGAGUCUUCGUUCACGACUUUCUUCAGCGAGACGGGCAGUGGCAGAUAUGUUCCUCGCUCAGUCUUCGUGGACCUUGAACCAACAGUCCUUGAUGAAAUUCGCACUGGCAAAUACAGGCAGCUGUUCCAUCCAGAGCAAUUAAUUAACGGCAAGGAAGAUGCAGCCAAUAACUACGCCCGUGGCCAUUACACCAUAGGAAAAGAGAUUGUUGAUCAAGUACUCGACAGGAUAAGGAAAUUGGCCGACAUGUGCAGUGGCCUUCAGGGAUUCCUUGUCUUCCAUUCCUUCGGAGGGGGCACGGGGUCCGGAUUCACUUCUCUCCUGAUGGAGAGGCUCUCUGUUGAUUAUGGCAAGAAGAGCAAGCUAGAGUUUGCCGUGUACCCUGCCCCUCUAGUCUCAACAUCGGUAGUCGAGCCUUACAACUCCAUCUUAACGACUCACACCACCCUCGAACACUUCGACUGCUCCUUCAUGGUCGACAACGAAGCCAUUUACAGCAUCUGCCAGAAAAACCUGGGCGUUGAACGACCAACUUACUCUAAUCUGAAUCGUCUGAUUGGUCAAGUUGUGUCCUCCAUUACUGCCUCCUUGAGAUUCGACGGUGCACUUAAUGUUGAUUUGGCUGAGUUCCAGACUAACUUGGUGCCGUACCCAAGAAUUCACUUCCCACUGGUGACUUACUCUCCCAUCAUAUCCACCGAAAAGGCUUACCACGAGCAGCUAUCAGUCUCCCAGAUUACGAGCGCCUGUUUCGAACCUUCUAACCAGAUGGUAAGAUGCAAUCCCCGCAACGGCAUGUACAUGGCUUGCUGCCUCUUAUACAGGGGAGACGUGGUCCCGAAAGAUGUCAACGCUUCUAUUGCGCAGAUUAAGACGAAGAGAAACAUCCAGUUCGUCGACUGGUGCCCCACUGGAUUCAAAAUUGGAAUUAACUACCAGCCGCCUACAGUGGUACCGGAUGGUGAUCUCGCAAAGGUAUCUCGCGCUGUUUGCAUGCUGGCAAACACCACGUCAAUUGUCGAAGCGUUUUCUCGACUUAAUUAUAAAUUUGACCUCAUGUACACGAAACGAGCCUUCGUCCAUUGGUACGUAGGCGAAGGCAUGGAAGAAGGCGAGUUUAUAGAGGCUAGAGAAGAUCUUGCCAGUCUUGAGAAAGACUAUGAAAUUGUUGCUGGCAACGAAAGUGACCAUUCGGAUAGUGAGGAGGGUCAUAAUGAAUAUUAAUGUAUCAAAGUUAUAGUUCGUGCAAUUGUGGACUGCAGGGUGAAAACAAAUUUCUAAGAUUCAUCGAAAACACAUUUUAUUAGACUUUAGCAAGUUUGUAUCAACACAGCUCACUAAGUUAGUCUGUGAGCUUAAGAGAAAGAAAUAAAAGAGGAAGUUUC